UUACAUUACAUUAUAAGUUUAAAGCUUCUACAUGACUCCCACUCUACUAUGCAUGUCACACAUCUAAAAUUGUGUCUAUAAUCCUUUAGAAGUAAGUAGUAGAAGUAAUAUAGCUACUUGUAGAGAUGAAGAAGAAGCUGGGAAAUGAAAUUUGGAGACUGAGGAUAAACUGGACUUUCUCAGCAUUUUUGAUACCAGUGCUGUGGACUAGUACAGUCUUAGAUCAAAUGUCGUCAAAUCACAGAUUUGUGACUAAUCCGAAACAGAAAGAUCUUAAUCAAACGGCGAACAGUACGCUGUUUCAUACACGGCCUGGCUUCUUUUAGUUGCCGAAUUGAUUAUUGGGCUUUACCUGGGAUCAUACUUGACCCUUAGUUAUAGUUAUUCUAUAGACAGCAGUGUUGAGUAUAGCCAGCUACAGCAAGAGAACAACAAGACUACUCACAGUGAAAGAGAGAGCUCUAAGAUGCGUGAUUUACUGUUUGGAAUAGAAGGAAUAGGACGUGGAGUUGAAUAUUUCAUUGGACCAGGUAUUGGCGUAUUGAUGUCUUAUUUUUCUGUUGACCAAUUUCGAUCAGUUGGUUGGCUAAACGCAGCUCUGAGCUUGUGCACUCUUAUUCCAUUCAUCUUUUUGUUUCGUGGAGAGAGAAGCUGCAAAGUUAAAAAUUGUCAAGUGAACUGCAGUUUCAAACAUACAUGUCAUUCCAACAUGGCUAUGAGCAAGCUAUCCGUGCUUAUAAUAUCCUUACACAUAAUUAUACACAAACAGUGAUUACAGUGCAUGGAAGGAACCAUUUUAUAUAACGGACACUUUUGUAAAAUUUUUUUGGCUGUUAUUAGGUGGCCUUUUGAAGAGUUCUGAUUAUUUGGGACCCCCUACAUAGGUCCUUAUUUAAAGUUUGCUUUCUUCAGGGGUGGCCGCUAUAAAAGAGGUUUCACUGUAAACACUUGUACUGCUAAUCAUGGCGUUAAUAGCCAUGCAGUAAUCCAUGGCUAUUAGCCAUAGGAAAACCUUAACAGUGACUUCAGCACAUAAUUUCAAUGCACCUACUAGCAUACCUGCUAGCCAUUGGAUGGGGAGUGUUCAAUACAUUAUUGGCCCCAGUUCUAACUGACUCUUUUGGUUUUGACAUAAACUUGACAGCUUACUUUAUUCUGGCAUUCACUAUUCCAAGAGUCGUUGGAUCUAUUCUUUUGAUACUCCUUCAAAAAAUUGGAGUAAGUGUUCAAGUGGUUGGCAUUAUUGGAAUUUUGAUUACCAUUUGCGGCUAUCUGGUAAUGACAGACUGGCAAACUAUACCAUAUGACCCCUGUACCGAGUACAGUCCCUACCACCAUCCAGAACUGCUACAGAAUGUCACAGCAAUAAACUAUACAAGUCGCUAUUCAACAGCUGCUACUAGCAGCAGUCUUCUAUUGCAAAGCUCUAUCAAAUUCAAUUUUGAAAAUAACAGAACACAAUCGUUGUCACUUCAAUUGCCUAUUCAAAUGUUUGAACGUUGCAUGCAAACUGCACAUUGUGACUGUAACAGGGACAAAUCAAAGUGCCUCACUUUUGACAUUGCAGAUGAAAACAUUUUUACCAUACAAAACACUGUGCAAGACGAAAUAAAGCAGCUCGAAGCAUUCAACUGUUCCAUCCACCCAUACACAAUAUGUUUGAAGCGACCAAUCAAUUAUUUAGAAACUCUAAAUGUUGAAGCUCAAAGUGUGCAAGUCCUCACAAAUAAUCAGUUCAAUACAGCAAGUAAUGUUUGUAUUGAGGCAAUCAUACCUCACCAUCGUUGUCAUUGGAUACCGAUCACAAUGUUGACAGGGAAGAAAUGUGCAGAUUGCCCACCUAUCUGCAGAAGCACUCACCAAACACUAACUCUGACUCAGUUUGUUGUCGGAGUGUCGUUGUUUAUGAUUGGCUGCUCAGUUGCCUGGGUAACAGUACUGGCAAUCUCCUCAAAUGUGACACCAAAACCACUACAGGGGAUUGUGAUGGGCACUCUAAAUACAGUCAGCACUCUUUCGGAAGCAACAAGUCCAAUUUUCCUGGAUGCAGCUUAUGAGGGGAUGCAGAAACGAUUAUUUGUCUCCACAAUAACAGUUGCGAUUCUGUUUAUGCCAUUCUUGUUGGAGCUACUAUUGCUUCGUCACCAAAACAUUGACUCACCUAACAACAAAGAGGGCAAGACUGGAGACACCACUGCCAUGCUGGAAGGACUAGAUAAUGAUUAAAUUGAGUCAUUCAUAACCAAAAUCAAUAUAAUACUCUGCUCAUGAGCUCAUAUAUAAACUGUUUGUUGCAAGCACCUUGAAAUGCAUGCUUCAGCAC
Messenger RNA from Halichondria panicea, 2323 nucleotides. RefSeq lists its product as uncharacterized. Lineage: Eukaryota; Metazoa; Porifera; Demospongiae; Suberitida; Halichondriidae. The transcript has 5 exons. The record is from RefSeq and is a predicted model, not a curated record. The coding region runs from base 1042 to 2226 and encodes 394 amino acids.